UGUAGCUACAUGAGAUAGCGGUUUUGCUAUCUGCACGAGUUGCGUCGUCUGUUGAUGUUUUAUUUAGUUUUCUUUUAAUUCGAGAAAUAGCGAUUUCUACAGGAAAGGGCAGCGGGUUCUCGGUGUUUUAUCAUUUCAUAUAAAACUAAAACAUAGUAAUACACCGUGCCUGGUUUCCUAAUAUGGAAUAAGCGAGUUAUCUCAAGUGGAUUAGCAUAACCAGCUAGCUGUCCAAGCUAACGCUAGAUAAAGAAACCAGUCAGCAAACUGUGAUACUGUUCAGUUUAUAAUGGAAAGCGCAGGAUUCACCAAGCUGCUGUAUUAUUUACAAGACCCACACCACGUAGCCCGUUUUCAGAAGAUCUGUGGUGUGCGGGCGACGUUCACGAGCAAGCCAGCCGGCGUCACGAGCGAAGCGGAGAGGGCUCCAUUCAACAAACGGACUUGCAGCGGCGACGAGAACCGAGCUGCGAACUCGGCUGGCGACGGGCAGAAAACUGACAGAGUCCCACAGCGAAGAGUGUGCAGAACAGAUACGGUGAAACGGGAUGAGUUUCGGAACGGUGUGGUUAACGGGACGGCCUCGUCUUUGGCUGCGGGCGAGACUGUGAAUGGUCAACAUGGUGCGAACGACCGCCACUUCACCGGAGGCAAUGAACGGCUGUCAGAAAAUCGGUUUAACGGUUCUGGAAACGACACGAUGUCACGAUGCGUUCAAGGCAGUGCGGUUAAACCUCUGCGAAAGAACUCUCUCACUGGAGACGCGGGGCACGAGUUCCUGAUCGAGAGCAAGUUCCUUUACUUCCUUUUCACGUUCGGGACCGAGCUGGGUAACGAACUUUUCUACAUCUGCUUCUUCCCCUUCUUAAUCUGGAACGUGGACCCGUUCGUUGCGCGGCGCCUGAUCGUCGUCUGGGUCUGGGUGAUGUACCUCGGGCAGUGUACCAAAGAUAUCAUUCGCUGGCCACGACCCGCCUCGCCUCCCGUGGUGAAGGUGGAGAUGUUCUACAACUCCGAAUACAGCAUGCCUUCCACUCAUGCAAUGUCCGGUACCGCCAUCCCGUUAUCUCUAUUCCUGCUGACAUACGGCCGUUGGGAGUAUCCGCUGCUGCUCGGCCUCCUUCUUGCUCUCGGCUGGUGUGUGCUGGUGUGUGUGAGCCGUAUUUACAUGGGCAUGCAUUCUGUUCUGGACGUCAUUGUGGGUUUCCUCUACAGCCUGCUGAUCUUGGCUGCUUUCGCUCCCACCCUGGAUGUGAUCGACACAUUCAACCUGUCAUGCCGUUACGCUCCAGUCUUGAUCGUUUCAUUGCAUGCCGCCAUGGGCCUCUUCUCCUUCACCCUGGACACGUGGAGUACCUCGCGGGGCGACACCGCUCAGAUCCUGGGCACCGGCGCUGGCAUAGCUGUGGCAUCGCACCUCAACUACCAGCUAGCGCUGAUCCCUGACCCCCCUGCCUCCGCGUUGCCCUUGAGCCCGCCAGCCCCCACCCUGGGCCUGGCAGGCCUGUGUCUGCUAAGGUUUGCCCUUGGUGUGCUAGCACUCCUGGCGACCAGGGCCGUGAUGAAGGCCAUCACGGUCCCCCUUGUGUGCUGGACUUUCAGUAUUCCGAGCGGAGAUGUCCGAAAGGCCAGGCAGCACAUGCAGGUGGAGCUGCCGUACCGGUAUAUUGUGUACUGGACUUUAGGAUUCAGUGCGUUUUUCCUUGUACCCCUCCUCUUUGGUUACAUUGGCUUGUCCUGAUUGGCUGUAGGGAAUACCUGUAAAGCAUGGUGUCCAAUCAGAGUUCCAGCUGCCAGAUUAUUUGACGAAGCUGAUGCCAAAGUUUUAAUACUUCAGCUCAUCAUGGAGCAAAACAAACACAAAAAACAUAAAUAACAUGUACCCUCACAUUUUCUUCCAGAGGUAGCUUAGUGUAAAACACACAACCCAAUAGUGGUUUAUUCAUAUCAAGACCUCUUGACCCAAACCAGUGUGUAGCACAUUUGCAGCUAUUCAUUAUAUCUGGAGAAUAUUUAUCCCAAAUUAUUUAUAGAGGCUUUUCAACACUAGAUGUCUAUUCUAAAUCAGGUUUUGGUCAGCCAGGUUUUACCUUCAACAUUUGUCUUUUGAGGACUCUUAUUUUGGCAUAAAAAUUAGAUGUCUGAAUUUUCACAGACAGGGCACCAUUUUAUUUUGAAAUUUUGGAUGUCGUGAAAGGGCACAUAUUUUGUAUAACUGUGGUGGUACCCUGGGAUUGUAACUUCCCUUCAGGUUGUCAACAGCACCCUGGAUGCUUAAAGACUUUUUAAAACAAGCAAUCCCAUUUUUGGGAUAAUUAUGACAUGAGGACUUUUGGACAGCAAAAAGAUUCCUAUCUAGGAGAUGUAGAUGUGUCUUUUUUUUCUUUUGUUUUGUUGACUGAAAUACUUGUGCAGAUGAUUAAAGGUCUAUGAUUGACUGAAUGACUGACUGAUAUUAAAACAUACCAAAUUAAUUGUGAGACCUCAUAGGAUCUCACAUUUCACAAUCUGGCUCAUAUGUCCCAGAUGACAAGGGUAUGCGCUUUAACAUUGUCAGGCAUUUAAAAAAAAUGCUGAAAACCAUUUUUCUGAAUAUGUGGCUCAGUUCUACAUAGGGGACCAUUGCAUUCUCUUUGUUUAAAGCUAGAACAUUUGACUUUUGGACACUAGUCCUUGGGCUGUUGCAUUUUUAGCCUAGUACACUGUAGCCUGAUUCUCACCCAGAUUAACACUGAACUUUCAGGAUUGGUGUCCUGGAUGCAAAUCAAGCGUUGUUGCUCACCUACAUUAUGCUAUCAAUGUUGAUUCUCAUACAAAUUUUAGUAAAUCCAUGAUUUGUAAGAGGAAAGGUGAGGGAAUUAAAAACUGGACUACUGAAAAGAAGGAGGAAGGAAUAGAUAGAUAGGCUACUGAAAAGCUGAAGGAAUGUUCAGGGCUAGUCAGCAGGACCCUCUGACUGUUGUUCAUACCUUUAUAGUUGUUUUAACAAGUCAGGUAAAAAAAAUUUAAAAAAACAAGCAAAAAAAACUUUUGUAGUUUUUCAAAAACACUUUGUUGUUUUGUUGUCUGUGGACAAUCAGUUCUAACCACUAUGGUAUGUGUCAAGUGGAUGUCUGAUAUGUUUUUGUGUUUUUUUUUUCCUGAUGCGUUUGUUUAAGUUUGAAGACUUGUAGUCUAAGGCUUUCAGUGGUAAUAUGGAAGACAUUUAAAUUCCAUAUUCAGCACAUAGUUACAAGUUGGCACGUUGCUAAAUUAUAUUGGAAAAGUGUUGUUGUUUUUUUUUGUUUUGUUUUUUGUUUUUAAUAGACUUUGUGGCCUACUGGCUAAAUGUCGAAGUCUUUUCUUUCAAAUUAAUGUUUAGAAAGUGUUUGUGGUACUAUUUAAAAAAUGCACUAUUCCCAGAAUGCACUGUUCCUAUAUUUGCCACAGUUGCGCAUGAACACUGCCAGGGUUUCACUUCCUUAUUCCUGUGGCAUUGUUUGUCUCAUUUGUUUGCUCGCUCGUUCACGCACGCACGUGCACCCACCUUCCAGUCUCCUGGGGUUUCACCUUUGUAAACAGGAUGUACCACUGCCAUUGUGUCGGUGAUGAUAAAAAUAGAAUAUUGUGCUGAUAAACAAGAACUUCCCCCUGGCUAUAUGAACAGGUAUUACAUUGUUUGUUUGUUUGUUUGUUUGCUUGCUUGCUUGUUUGCAGGGGUUAGUAACAGUAAGAGGAGGUAAAUCACUGUAGUUUGUUUUGCGAGAGCUCAAUAUUCUAAUGUAUUUGGACAUUGCAGGGCUGAAGUCCAAGAAGAGGACUUUAAACUUGGACCAAAAUAAAAAAGCAACAAUAUUGAUAUUGGGUAUUGGGAGAGUUGAUGUGCAGAGUUGUCAUUAAUUUACUAGGUGUACAUUUAUUUUUUCAUGUCUGCUGUGAAAUUGCCAGCGCUUAAAUAUCAAAUCCUAUUAAAUAUUAAAACCUAUAAGAGCACAAAGGCCAUUAGUGUAGUUCUACCAAGCGUAUACAUAUUUCUUUGGCUAACAGAAUUUUUAUUUGGAAUCCCAAAUUAAACAUGUAUAGCACUCUCAUUCCUUGGUUUUCUCCACUAGACUACAAUUUAAAUCGAUCGUUGUCUGUUAGUUCCUAUCGUCGCCUCCAGUCUUUUCCCAUAUUGCUCUGCGGCAUCACCAUUCAGGUCUCUCUCCCUCACCGUUCUGGCUGACACAUGUGUGAUCGGCAGCUUCGGGGGAGAGAAAGGAACUCUUAAGGAUUCUUCCCUCACAGGCCUGGCCCAGCUGUGUCCAUGGUAACCCUCAAUUGCAGCCCAACCAAUCAUGCGGCUGUCUGGAGCACCAGUGCAGUGCAAGCCACACCCCUCAAGGCUUGAUUUCGCUUCUUGACCAGGUUCGUGACACCAGUCCCAGUCUGCCUGUGUCAGAACCUGAAUAAGGCAAUGAGUUAUUAGUCAGGGAUUGACGCUUAAUCUGGGCUUUUAGCAACCCUCUUGUUUUAAAUGCUGUUAAUUGUGAUUCUGCUGUGCCUUGUAACCUUUACUGUAUAAUUCUGGAUAAAACAUUAUAAAACUUAUUUCUUAACCCAUUCAGUAAUAAUUUUGAAUUGAAUAGAUAAAUACUGUUGACACAAUCCAUAACUAGUAGAUAUUUUGAGUCUUUUGUGUCUGUCUGAACUGAGAGCAAUAAUAAUUGCUUGUUUGUUUUCCUGUUAUCUUAAACCAUAGGCCAGAUUUCCUGAGGAAGAUUAUUUGAUGUAUGCAGAAUAAAAAGUAUGGGUCAAAUAGACCCAUAAUGGUAGUAGGGUUUCAUUGCUGGGUGACCGUCAGGGCUUGAAAAGAGUUUAUCACUCAUUAAGUUUCCAUCUCGUAUAUAUUUGGAAACUGACUCAUUCACUUGCUUGGUUAGUGAAAAAUGUAAUAGAAUAUGUUUAUAGUAACAUUUUGCUAACUGUUAUUUGUAUUUUUAUCAUUUUUUAAACACUGCCAAAUGUGUCUUGAACUGAGUCUGGUAGUUUGGGUAUGAAGGAGGGAUAAAAUGUUGAAAAUUGCCUUCCUUUUUGGUGUCACUGUUUAUCUGUGUGAACCUGUUUUUCCAUUUACUGUUAAGCCUCAAAGUUUCCAACAGCUUUAAGUAAUAUUGGUAAUUAUUUCUCUGUUGAGUACAAAAAGGUAAUUAAUGUGUGGUUACCACUUACCAAAUGACAGUCAUGAAACGUUAACCCUAGUUUUGUCAAGCAACGUCAGCUGUAGAAGAGGCUAAAUAGCGCCCCCUAGUGCACAUUCUGCACCUGCAGAACAGCACUAUUCUAGUUGUAGUGAUACAGGGCAAAAUGACCUUUAACACAGUGUUAAAGAUACGUGGGUCCAAAUGCUUGAUUUUUUUAAAUUUUUUUUUUAUCUGUUAUCUGAUGAACAUUUUUAUGUUUUACUAUACUGUAAUGUUUGCAUAAUUUACUCAGAAGCAAAUUGUCUAUUUUUGAAAUUGCAAAAUUACAAUAAAAGUAUUGCCAUCUUA
Molecule: messenger RNA, 5510 nt
Organism: Electrophorus electricus (electric eel)
Lineage: Eukaryota; Metazoa; Chordata; Actinopteri; Gymnotiformes; Gymnotidae
Source: RefSeq, a predicted model, not a curated record